UCUUUCUCUCUUGCUCUCGUUGCGCUCGGGGAGUGUUUCCCAUUUAAACAAACAGAGCUCGCGCGGAAGAUGGCGGAGCGUUUCGAAGUGGCUUAAACGAGGAAACUGCUGUGUGUGUGUCUGUUGUUUAUUUUAUGAAGUGGACACGAUAUUAACCCGUGGACUCGUUGAAGCCGUAGAUGCUCUCUGUGACUGGGUCUUUAAUCGGAGCUUCCACGUUGUCACUCAAAGGAUGUGAGGUGGAACGGGGUGGAUGUCAUCAUUCUCCACUGCUGCAAAGGUGCUGAUAUGUGUUGAAGAUGAGUGGACCAGGGGACAACUCUCUGGAGUCAUUGGGCUACGACCGGAAACGCAAACUCUCCACAUGUGACACACCAGGACUAGGGUGUGAUAAACGUCGGAGAGAACAGGAGUGUAAAUACAUCGAGGAGCUCGCCGAGCUGAUCUCAGCUAACCUCAGCGACAUCGAUAACUUCAACGUCAAACCAGACAAAUGUGCCAUCCUUAAAGAGACAGUACGCCAGAUACGGCAGAUUAAAGAGCAAGGAAAGGGUUCAUGUGGCGACGAUGAUGUCCAAAAGGCAGAUGUAUCCUCUACUGGUCAGGGGGUCAUCGACAAAGACCAUCUGGGCCCUCUGCUGUUGCAGGCGUUGGACGGCUUCCUGUUUGUAGUGAACCGAGAGGGAAGCAUUGUGUUUGUGUCUGACAAUGUGACUCAGUAUCUGCAGUACAAGCAGGAGGAUCUGAUCAACACCAGCGUCUAUAACAUCCUGCAUCAGGAAGACCGCGAGGAGCUGCAGAAAAACCUGCCCAAAGCCAGUGGUGGGAAUGGUGUUUCGUGGACUGGAGAUGCAUCUCGUCAGAAAAGCCACACCUUCAACUGUCGGAUGUUGGUUAAGUUUGGGCACGGAGGUCCUGGAACGGAGGAUGGAGCUGGAAGGCCUCGUUAUGAGACCAUGCAAUGUUUCGCACUUACCCAGCCUAAAGCCAUGAUGGAGGAGGGCGAAGAUCUGCAGUCUUGUAUGAUCUGUGUGGCCCGGAGAGUGACCACAGUGGAGCGAAUGGAAAGAUUCAGCACCAGACACGAGCUCACAGGUAAGCUGAUUGAGAUCGAGCAUCAGAGCACCUUACACACCACUAUGCGUCCCGGCUGGGAGGAUUUGGUGCGUAGGUGUUUGCAGAUGUUCCUGCAUCACAGUGAAGGCCAGCCCUGGUCCUGGAAACGACACUACCAAGAGGCUUGCAUGAAUGGUCGAGCAGAGACUCCACUGUACCACUUUUCCCUUUCUGACGGAACUCCAGUGACUGCGCGGACACACAGUGAGCUCUGCCGAAACCCGAAUACCAACGAUCCUCACAGCUACCUCUCCACUCAUCUACUGCAGAGGGAACCAAAUAGUUACAGGCCAAACCAGGGAGGUGUAAUGCGUUCCCAAGCAAUGGGCGGUGCCAACCAUAAUUCCCAAAUGAACAUGACUUCUGGUGGGCAGAUGGGCAUGGGCAACGCCAGAGGAUACAGCAUGAAUGACUCAGGCCAUAUGGGACCCAGAGGAGGCCCUAUGUACGGCCCUGGGAACAGAAUGAAUCAGAUGAACCCGAUGCACCAGAUGAACCAGAUGAACGCAAUGAAUCAGAUGAAUCAGAUGAACCAAAUGAAUCAGGUGAAUCCUAUGAACCAGAUGAACCAAAUGGGUUCAAUGAAUCACAUGAAUCAGCUUAACCCUAUGAGUCAGAUGAACCAGAUGAAUCAGAUGGGGCAUCCCGGAAUGAAUCAGCACCCGCAGCACUACCAUAGCGGAGGGUAUGGCCUGGGCAUGACAAGUCCAUCCCAUGGUAGCCCAGGUAUGAACCCGUCGCAGCAGAGCAUAAUUGGAUCUCCACGGAUACGAGGAAGCCCUAAGAUGGGAGCCAGCCCCUUCUCUCCAGGAGGUAUGCACUCUCCAAUGGGGCCUGUUGGAAUAACUGGCAGUAGUGGCUCUUCUGGGGGUAACUCUUUCUCAAGCAGCUCCCUCAAUGCGCUCCAGGCCAUUAGUGAAGGAGUAGGCUCCUCCCUCCCCUCUACACUCACCUCGCCUUCUCACAAAUCAGACAGCUCUCCUAGUAUCAACUCCACCCAGCCCGGUCAACCAAACCAGCCUGGGGCCAGUAAAGGGCCUAAUACGGGUGAAACGAAGAGCCCUGCCAGUACUCCUUGCACAGGGCCGGACCAGCAACACACGCACACAUCAGAAACCUCAUCAGAUAAGCCGGAUAGUCAGUGUAACAAAGAUGGCCAGACUGGAGCUGAUGUGCAGCGGAAGGGUGCAGAGGGAAAGGGCCAUAAGAAGCUACUUCAACUGCUUACAUCUCCACCGGAGGAGAUGGCCAUGGGAGCAGGAACCGGCACGCCCUCUUCUGGACGUGCUUCCACUCCGAUUGGUGCAGACUCAAAGGAGGCUGGAGGUUGCAUGACGAGCCCAAAUUCCACAGGUGUAUCAUCAUCGUCGUCUGCUUCAUCAGGAGGCCCCACAGGGCAGCACGGUCCUGGAUGCGUGUCAUCUACGGGCUGUGCAGGUAGCCACCUCCCUUCUCAUUCACUGCAGGAGAAACACAAGAUCCUCCACAAGCUCCUGCAGAACGGCAACACGCCGGACGAGGUGGCGCGCAUCACGGAAGAGGCCACGGGGAAGACAACGGGCAUCGGGGGUUCGGGGCAUCAGGGCUCAGACGGCGUAGGGAUCGAAGUAAAGCAGGAGCAGCAUAGUCCAAAAAAGCAGAACGCUCUGCUCCAUUAUCUUCUGAACAAGGAUGAUAGCAAGGAGACGGGCAUAGACGUCAAACCAGGACUGGAUGAGCUGGAGGGUCGCGGGGUUGGUACUGGAGGAACCACAAGCACAGACUCAAUCAGCCACAAAAUCAAAAUCGAACCUGAUGAGUUACAAAGCCUGCACAGCAUUCUAGGAGGCUUGAAAUCUGGAUCUGGGAUGUUUGCUGACUCUGGAAGCACAGAUGGAGAAAAUAAGAAAGGGAUUGGACCCAACAAUGCUCCACAUGAUCGUGAGGGUCCAGGGAUGGGUCCAGGGAUGGGUCCAGGGAUGGGUCCAGGGAUGGGUCCAGGGACUCGAGUGCCUUUCCAGAGAGCAGUGUCCAUGGAUGGUAAACCAUUUACUGGGGGAAGAGGGACAGGCAGAAGAAGCGCUCCCUCCCCUUUCAUUAAACAGGAGAGCUUGGACAGCCACAUAGGCAUGGGAGGCCCUAAUAGACAAAUGAGCAUGAACCAGAUGCCACCUAUGAUGGGGCCAGGUGAUUGGAGGAUGUCAGCAUCUGUAGGGAGCCCAGGGGGCGCUAACGGGCACCCCGGUAUGGGUUGUCCGAGCAUGGAUCCAAAUCCCAAGGGCAUGAUGGGAGGUCCAUUGAUCAACAGGUCAAAAAGUGUACCAACUUCAAGGUCCAUACUACAGCAGCAAUUAAUGGAAAUGGGUGCAUCUCAAAAUGAGAUGGGAAUGAACACAUUCAGAGGACAGCCACAUCCUCCUCAGUCGCCAUCAUGGCCUGACUGUGGCAUGGGAAUGGACGGACCGCCUAAUGCAAACAGCUUGCAAUUUGGCAACCCCCUGGACGAUCUGCUUGUUCCUCCAUCCACCACUGAUGGGCAGAGUGACGAGCGAGCUCUGCUUGACCAGCUAGACUCCCUGCUCAACAACACCGACAACCUCGGUUUGGAGGAGAUCGACCGAGCACUUGGGAUCCCAGACCUCGUUGGCCAGGGCCAAAGCACAGAGCAGCCAUCAACCCCUACAGAUCCUUUCCCAGGCCAUGGAGCAGGUUAUCCUGGUCCACCUUCCAUGGGCAUGCAGGGAAACUUUGGGCCCGGGCCCGGUCCUAGUCCUGGUCCUGGUCCAGGCCCGGUCCCUGGCCCGGGCCCCAUGCAAGGCCAUCCAGCACCGGGGUUUAACCCAAUGAUGCAGCAGAUGGGUGGGAUGAUGGGCCCACGUAUGCGCCCACGUAUGAUGAACGCUAAGCAGCCACUCAGACUGCAUCUUCAGCAGAGGCUUCAAGGACAGCAGUUCAUGAACCAGACCCGACAGAGCAUGGUGAUGAAAAUGGAGAACGUACCAGUGGCAAACGCUGGAGUGAGGCCUGGCAUGCAGCCUGGCAUGCAGCCUGGCAUGCAGCCUGGGAUGCAGCCUGGGAUGCAGCCUGGGAUGCAGCCUGGCAUGCAACCUGGCAUGCAACCUGGGAUGGGAGGACAGUCUGGUUGUGUAAAUCUGAAUGCUCAAAUGCUGGCUCAGCGAAAUCGAGAGAUAGCAAUGAGAAGGCAGAAAAUGUUGCUGCUGAUGCAGCAGCAGCAGCAGCAGCAGCAGGUCGCAGCUGCAGGUUUCAGCCCUCCUCCAAAUGUCACUGCUCCCACUAGCAUGGACAACCCCAUGGGAGGGACACCCAUGAACCAACCUCCCGGGCAACAGCCCUUUAACUAUGGAGGAAACUAUGGUAUGGGCCAGCAGGGUGACCCGUCAUUCACCAGCAAUAGCCCGCCUAAUAUGAUGGCCGGACGCAUGGGGGGCCCCCAAAACCCCAUGAUGCAACAGCACACUCAGAGUGGGCCCAUGUACCAGUCAGCAGACAUGAAGGGAUGGGGGCAAGGCGGCAUGCCCAUGAACAAUAAUUACCCACAGCAGCAACAGCAGCAGCAGUUCUCCCAGCAGGGGGCACCAGCGCAGUAUGGGGGCAUGAUGAUGAACGGAGCCAUGCAGGGUGGAGUGAACGGGCCAGGACAGAUGAUGCCGAUGCAGGGGCAGAUGGGGAUGAACCCCAUGGGCAUGGGUUGCAUGCCAAUGGGUCAUGAUCAGAAGUACUGAAGCAAAACACCAUCUCUGCGAGAGAGUAAGGCAGAGCAGAGUCAUAUCACACCCUGAGAGCAGACACACAGUUCCGCCUGGCCACUGCUGCAAAUGGACAAGCUGGACAUGAGACAGAGGACUUGUCCACGUCACUGUGUUUUAAUAUACUCUCUGAAGCAUUUGUGUGUGCCCCACAGAAUAGAGUUUGAGUGCAACACACUGUUGAUCUGCAGCCAAACUCGUGCUCUUAUUCAAAGUUGUGUGUGAGUGUAAGGCCAUACCUCACCACCAGAGGGUAUGCUUUUCUCUCGCUGUGGAACUGCCAUGGUGCAGUGUGGGGAUGCACUUUAUCACAAGGCUAAUAAGGAAAAGAAUAUCUGCAAUAUGUUUUGCUCAUUCUAGCCUUAUUUAAAGACUCUCUGUGCAGAAAAAAACCUUGGUGAUAAGACACGUUUUAUCAGAAAAACUACUUUCAGGACAGACUGCUCCAAUUCCACAUUAUAUGCAGCUACGAGCAAUAAUCCUCUUCUCUAUGCCAUAUAUGUUAAAAACGGUGCACCAUAAAUAACAGAGCAAAAGGUACUGCAGUAUUAACUGGGCUUUUUGUUUUAUAUGUGAAUAAGGACAGACUUGUACAUGUUGUACGCUCCAAAUGUAUCAUAUGUGCCCUUAUUAUAUACUGUACAUUUUUUGCACAGAUUUUGGCCCAUGUGAGGUCCAGCAUAUUAUAUUUUAGGUCAAUAUUGCUUUUGGGUGUUAAUUCUAUUUUAACUUUCUCAAAGGGAAAAAAAAAACAUUUUUAAAAGAUUUUUAUCUUUUCUGAUCUAACCUCGUUUUUCUUUACAGUAUUGCAGUGAUGGCAGCCAUUUGUUUUUGGAGGGCACUUUUUUUCUGUGGAAAUUAAAUGGAGAAAUCCUAUCUGAUCAAGCAGUUAUGUUAAGAUGAUGUCACGGUUUAUGUUUGUGUUAUUAAUCUGUACAUUUUAAGGACAUGAUGGUGAAAUUAAAUAAGACAGUUAUUUGCUCAGCCUUUCCCUGUAAGCUAGCUGUUACUAUCAUUAAUGGUUUCACUUUUAAGCGCUGGGUCUUCAUAAAUCUACCUUAAAAAAUUGCACAAUCCAAAGAUAUAGAUAUUUCAAAAUGUUGGAUCAUUAUGGAAUAUAUUUGGAAGUAAGAAAUCACAAUUUUGUUUGUUUUAAGUCCUGGACAAGGGUCCGAUUAAUUUAUGUGGUCAAGGGAGCGAAUAAGAUGAUGUUUUUCCGGAUGUAAAUCGCAAUACAAUUUAUUCUUUUCCUCGAUGUUGAUAUUGUUGUAAAUAAAAUUUAUAUUUAAACAUG
Messenger RNA from Clarias gariepinus (North African catfish), 6156 nucleotides. It is a transcript of the gene ncoa3, whose product is annotated as nuclear receptor coactivator 3. NCBI's taxonomy places the organism in Eukaryota, Metazoa, Chordata, Actinopteri, Siluriformes, Clariidae. Gene Ontology annotation, biological process: cellular response to hormone stimulus; positive regulation of transcription by RNA polymerase II. Gene Ontology annotation, molecular function: nuclear receptor binding; protein dimerization activity. The transcript is spliced from 24 exons. The record is from RefSeq and is a predicted model, not a curated record. Gene Ontology annotation, cellular component: nucleus. Bases 300 to 4838 code for a protein of 1512 amino acids.